AUGGCCUUCGAGACUGUCCAGGUGGAGUUUUCCUCGGGGCCGGAGCCGAGCCCGCGGCCACAUCUGAGUCGGCCAUCACCUGCCCGUCGUUCGCUGGGACCGGAACCGAGCCCGCUUCCUCAUCGGAGUCGACGAUCACCUACCCCUGCUGUCGGCCGCGAGAGGCGUCGGUCCGGGGGCAGUGUCCAAUCCGUCCGGUCCACUGCGUCCCGACAUCGGCAGGCCUCCUACCUUCCCCCGUCGUACCACUGCCAGUGGGAAGGGGCACCUACGGGUUUCUCCGCAUCGGAACCGAGGCCUUCAACAUCGCGGCAAGCAUGGUUCCCACCUCCGGUCCACGGUGAGGGAUCCCAGCUCGGUUCCGACGAGGGGGAUGUCGAAAGCCUAGGGGACUACCAGUCGGAGUCCUGGUCUGAGCCAUCGCCCGCUGACAAUGUGGUGCCAGCUACGGCGAAGGCGGCGGCUCCUCCUGCCCGCCACGGCUCGCCCGGCGACGCGCCCGUGCCAGAAAAGGCGCCAUCCGGCAGCAGCCCCGAGGCGGCGAAGGAGACGCUGAGGAGAAACCCGCCGCCCCCGCGCGAGAGGCCAGGCCAGGCCAGGCGGGCGCCCCCUGCUGCCCGCCAAGGGCGCGACGGUUGGGGCCGAGAGGAAAGCGCGGGCGGCGCGCGCGAGGCGAGGCGCACCACGGGAGGCCGCCGCACCUGCCCCCCUGGCCCCGCCCCGCCUCACCUGCGCAGGGUUGUGGGGCUUCUGUGGCUGAGCAGCUGGCCCGAGCAGAACACCUGGUGGAGCAGCUCAAACAGCAACUCAAAGAAAAGGGUGAGGAGCUGCGUUAUAAAGAUCAACAGCUUAAGAUCCAGGCCCUUCAAGAUCAUCUUUUUUAAAACUGACAGGCGGAUGAUGGCACUUGCGCAGAAAUUUGCCAGCAAGACAGUAAAAGAUGAGAAGCUUCCUGCAAUUUCCGGAAGGGGACUUCAAAAGAGCGAAGGCCACCAGAGGCUCAUUUCUGCCCUCAAGGAUCCCAGUCUCAAUGAACAAAGAAGGUCUCGGGCAGUACAUUUCGAAGAGCCACAAAUAUGAGACUCAGAGCUUUGGGGGGGCAGGGCGCCACGCUGUCGAUGCCGGACGCUUGAAGUUCGAGCUGUACCGGUCCUCUCCCUGUUUGCCGAUUUAAUGAUGCUUAAAGGCACCUACAAUACUUAUAAAUGAUGGGGAAGGCUGGGGGAGGCAAGGAUAAGGCUGCUGAACCUACCUCCUCAUCGCUCAAAGAUUUUUUUCCAGCUGAGGCGGCCAAGAAUGACGCAGGCCGUGAGGCACGGAAUAUGCACAAAAUGGCUGCCGCUAGCAAUGAGGGGGAAAGGGAGGCUGGUCUGCAAGCCAAAGAGAAUGAGAUAGCUGUCAAAAUUCCAGGAGAUGCUGGAAGAAAAAAUUGCCAAACGAAUGGAAGCUUUGGU
Molecule: messenger RNA, 1454 nt
Organism: Eublepharis macularius
Lineage: Eukaryota; Metazoa; Chordata; Lepidosauria; Squamata; Eublepharidae
Product: serine/arginine repetitive matrix protein 1-like
Exons: 5
Coding region: 1-1080 (359 amino acids)
Source: RefSeq, a predicted model, not a curated record